This is a messenger RNA of Mycetomoellerius zeteki, 3641 nucleotides long. Its product is annotated as ess-2 splicing factor homolog. Gene Ontology annotation, cellular component: catalytic step 2 spliceosome. The coding region runs from base 209 to 3517 and encodes 1102 amino acids. The record is from RefSeq and is a predicted model, not a curated record. NCBI's taxonomy places the organism in Eukaryota, Metazoa, Arthropoda, Insecta, Hymenoptera, Formicidae. The transcript is spliced from 8 exons.
UAGAGUUGGGUAGAGUAUAAAUAAUCUCAAAACGACAAGAGAAUCUUCGUUGGAAAAGAAAUAAGGCGUGAUGUAAUACGCACGAGAUUGCAUUCGAUAGAUUUGCAAUAAAUGAAUAUUUUCUAUACUAGUAAGUGCUUCGUAUUCAAGCUUAUAGUGAUAAUUGAAAAGAAUUUCGUUACAUAACCUCAAUCACACGCUAAUCAAAAUGAGUUCCAUUACGGACAGUCCGGGUUCUAAAGCUCUCGAAGCCGCUAAAAAUAUCAAGGACUUAACUGUAUUCAAAAAGCCUAUCGGAUUCGUUAAGAGGAGUAAAAGUGUACAACCAAAGAUUUUAGAUGAAGAUACAUAUAUUGAGAAAAUGAGUGACAUUAUACAAAGAGAUUUCUUUCCGCACUUGGAAAAGCUACAGGCUCAAAAUCAGUAUUUAGAAGCUUUAGAGCAGAACGAUAUGAACAGAAUGAGAGAGUUGUAUGCAAAGUAUAGCUCUGGCCGACCUGUCACUGAAAGGCCGAUCAGUCCAGCGACUUUCGAAACUCCGCUGCGUAGAACUGAGUCAGCCGAAUCACCGCCCACCACGGAGGCAUCGUCUCAAAAAACAUCCGUUGAGUCCGUAAAUAGAAAUGGUACUGAAAGUAAGAUCGGUCUGGAUGAUUAUUUGAGUACCCACACAAGCGAGGAUAAUGCUAGUUUUGAAGAGAUGAUGAUUGAGGCUGAAAAUAAACGUAUGCUCAAGUAUGCCUGGCUCUAUGAGGCAGAAGACAAGUCGAAAGCUUGGUUAGCUAUCGACGGACCCACCACCACUGAUGUCCCAGCUAUUCAAGGUUCCAAUUCCAGACCUAAACAAGUGGACAGUUGGACUUACAAGAAUAAAAAUUAUAUCAUGUACAUACCUGAUGGAGUGGAACUUACGGCGGAAGAGAAAAUAGAAUUGGCCAAGAAGAAACAAACUAUAAUGCACGAAAAUACGAAAUUGCGAACAAACCCGUUUAACGAACAACAGAAUAAAGAGACCAUUGACGAACUCGCCAAGUCACAAUCCAGAGCUAACGACGGCAAGAUUGGUGUGGAUGGCAAAGAGGUUGUCAGAAAUGCAACGCCACGAGUAAAUGGUUUUAGUUUCGUGGCUACGCCAAGUCCAAGACCGGGGGAAUGCGAAAGUCCAUUGAUGACAUGGGGUCAGAUCGAGGGGACACCCUUCCGAUUGGAUGGUGGUGACACACCAUUGUUGAGGACGAGUCAGGGACCCUCUUUCAGAAUAGCGGAACCACCGAAAAGAGAACAAUUGGCAUUGCAGUUGGCUGAGAAGGCUGGUGAGAGACACAGGGAUCGAAAAAAUAAAGCCUUAGAAGCUGCCAGGAGAUCAUUAGCCACUCCAUCACCGAGAUCAACCAUAGAUCGUCUGAGCACUAUGUCUCCCGCAGCAAGAAGACUAGCGACUCAGAAACUGCGUAUAUCGAAUACACCAUCUCCUCGACGAAUACCAUCGUCCAGGACUCCGUCCGUAAGGGGCAUCAGAACACCUAAUACGCCACAUGCGAACGUACUGGCUAAGGAAAUUACCUCUCAAAAGUCCGAAAUUAAUGCCACACGGAUACAAGGACCCGUACUCACCGAUAACUUACUUAAUCUACCUCCGCAGCGACAACGAGCGUCAGAUUUCUUCAAUAAGAAGUAUUCGGGCAUAUCCAAGUCGUCCAAACAAUCAUUGUUGAUCGAUUGCAAAAUCGCCGCGCUCGCUAAAGAGCCUGACGGCUUAUCAUAUAAAUAUAAGGUCAGGAAGAAGAUGAGGAUCGAGAAGAAGGAGAGAGAGAGUAUUAUCGUUAAGACAGAUAUGAGGUCCUCUCUGAGCCUAGGAGCAGCCUUGCUCCUGACGAUAGCGAUCACUUCGUCCAUCAUCCAGUCAUGCAAAUCAGAACAUUCGUGUGGACAUUUAGGCUCAGGCAUUAACGCGUGCAAAUGCGGGGAAAUAGUGGUGAAAUCAGCGAAGGUGCAAAAACCGUUGUUCUACGCGUCGCCGGAAGCAAUCAACGAAGCUGCAGUAGCACGCGAAGCGGUUGGAAGAUUGUCCUUGGGAACGGAUCGGUGGCAGUCUGAAAACCUGGCAUCUAUUCCCAAAUAUAAAUCAUAUACCGGUGGAGCGUUUAGCAGCAGCAGUAGCAGCAGUUCUUCAAAAUCCUCAUCUUCCAUUGGAAUUUUUGAAGGACCGACUGACGAAAGCAACGCUUACUCACCCUUCAAUUUUGUCUCGGAUAGAGUUACUUCCAAUUGCGGAUGCGGAAAGGGUCAUUCCGAAUCUCUGGAGGUUCGCGAUCUCCUGUCCUCUAAUAUUGAAGGAAAAGUCGUGCCCAGUUUUCCACCGAUCGGUGAUCUGUGUUACUCGAGUCCGCCUAGCAGCAAAUUUCAGGUGACCACCAAAGUGACACCUGCAUAUCCUGGCAAAAUCAAAUGCGCCCCUCCCAUUCCUUACAAGGUUUGCGUCAAAAUACUCAAUGGACAGAUCGACGAGGCUGGAUUGAGGGAACUCGGUUUAGCAACCGGUGGAUCAAUCGGCAGGAGUGCGAGUAUUUUCGACAAAUAUAUUUCUAACGAUGUAGCCAAGACGGCUACGCGAUACGGUUCGCAUGCGAGUGCCGGCGCGGGUUCGACCGCAUAUGGAUCGUAUUCAGGUGCUAACGCGGGUUCGAUCGCAUACGCGGGUAUCGGACGAUCGAACAUUGCGAACAACGUCGAGACGAUCCAAGGAUCGAGCAGAUCUAGCUGUGAUUUUGGCGAUGAUGCAGAACUUCCUGAAGACUAUUCGUAUCCUCGAUUGCCAGCGGAUCCGGUAUCAGUCACUUUAGCAUAUAAGAAUCUCUUCCCACGCACCGUGUACUACAACAAGAAAGCAUUCGUACCGGAAGACAAGCUGGCGUUCGGUCAUCGAACCGUGCCGACCGAGUCGACACCCAGCAAAAAUGUGCUGGACGUUCCCGAGGAAAAGCUUCAAAUCCUCGAGAAACCCAUCGUAGAGUUGAAGCCGGUGCCACAGACUCCCAACAUCAUCGGCGGUUAUGACGAGCACGAAGAAGCAAAAUUGGCCGAGCUCGAGGCCAUUGAGCGCGAGAGGAUAAAUCAGGAGGAGAUCGCUGAUCGGCUGCAAGAGAACUUUAUUACGUACGGAGAUCUAGGAUACGCGCCAAUCAACAGGCCCUUAUCGGCAGAUCCUACUGCCGUAUUCAACAACGUGGAAGACGAUACCCGCGGACCAGACUGCGGUCCGGUAGGACCACCAGACCCCGAUUAUGUUCCUGGCAGCGUCGUAAUCAAUCAAGAAAAUAUCGUGGCAAACGGAGACCAAGUCGAAGAUGACUCCCUGAGAAACAACGACAGUUCAGACAUCUACGUUCGUCAUUAUGACGAAACUAACGACGACGAGGAAUAUGACAGCGACGAGCCCAUAUCCGGCAUAUUCGCCAGACUGAAAAAUGCCGUUCGAAAACACGGUCGUUUAUCAUCCUCAUGUGGAACCGUAUGAUCUUUCCAACAAUACGGAAUUCGUAAAAAGGACUUGCCUUAUUGACGGUUCGCGAUUAUCAAGAUGAAUCUUGAUUGAUUCUUCUGAACGCGCGAAGACGUGGACACUCUCCAAAAUAUUACAC